This is a messenger RNA of Xyrichtys novacula (pearly razorfish), 38064 nucleotides long. The record is from the annotation of a GenBank genome assembly. NCBI's taxonomy places the organism in Eukaryota, Metazoa, Chordata, Actinopteri, Labriformes, Labridae.
GUGUGCGGCACCGGGCUGUGAUUUCUCUGGCUGGCCAUUUUGAAGAGCAGAGAGGCAGCAGCAAUGUGAUGACACUGCGCUAACUCGCAGGGAGCUGAUUGUCUGACAGCGUUACGGCGUUACAGGCUCAACCCCCCCCGUGUUAUCAACCACAUUUCAGCCAGCACCUAUUUGCAUGCUCGACGUAACGUGUCUGGUUGGCUACUCGUUUUGAACGACGGUGAAUAUGGCGAACACUAGGUUUUUGCCACAGAAACUAGCUUGCUAACAGGCCAACCAGCAAUUUCUUUUAUCGUCAUACCUGUUUGAUAAAAAACAACAGCAGCGUUUUAAUGUUUCAUACCGAUAUCGAUGUUUGUAACGACGUUUACAUCACCCUGUAACGCUCCAACGGUCAAACAGGUUAGCGACCGUAGCCAUGGAAAUAGUUCAAACAGAUCAACGGUCGUUCCGAUACGUCUCGAGACAAUUUAAUAACGUUCAUGCUGCGUUCACUGGCCGUAUAGAGCUGCGUUAACUGACAUGUCAAAGGUUAAUUCUGUCAAAAACAAUACGCCUCAACUUGAGCCAGCAUCCCUGAGGCCUGCCAGACUUCACCACAAUUAUCAGAAUUCAUUAAUGCGUUGACAAGGAAAUCCAUUAACCGACUGCGCUAUAAUCGGUCAGUCUAGUGGAUUUUUGCGCUUGCUUUGUCAAACCCAGCAGGUCGUAAAGUGGACGGAUCUACCUGGCUAAGCUGCCCCUGCUAACGUUAGCCUCCCUGACAAGCUCGCUGCUCUCGCGAUCACCUGAACUAAUAAUCUCCAUUUCCCCUGCACUAUUAAAGUGUACCUCUACUGUGGACACGUGAGUAUCAAUAGACUACAAAUAUAUGCCACGAUUAGUUUUUGUUUACCUUCAGGGUGGGAUAUUCUUGGACUUUGAGAGCCAUGGACAGUUGAGAUGCUGUCUCUUGCACCGCCAUCUUGGUUUUAUGGUUUUCUUGUGGUUGUUUGUGUUUUUUUCUAUCAAGUCAGAAUGGCCUGGCUGCUCACUACCGCCACCUGGCGAGACGGUGUCGGCAUUAACCGUGUGUAUGUGGUGCUUUGUUUGACAUUAUUCGAUGUUUUUCUAAUCAAAUGUGACUCCAGAGGAACACUUUGUUGAAACUAAGUUAAAACAGCGGGUUCAUUUACUAACAGUCAAUAUCAGGUUGCCAUAGAAACAAUCUCACUAAUAGAUUGGCCAUGUUUUAUGACAAUUCUGGAGCUUGUUUAAACGUCACAUUUUCUACAUGAGCAGAUUGCUGGAGCAAAUCUCCUGUUGCCAAUAAUUGAAAUUAUAGGAGUUAAAUUUACAGUUUUAAAGUGCACUUCAUAGCCUCUGUGAGGAGACUGAAUGAAUACCAAUGCCUCUUGGUAGGGCAGGGCUAUAUGGACCGAAAGUCAUAUCCCAAUAUAUUUAGGCUGAAUAUCGAUAUAUGAUAUAUAUCCUGAUAUUGUUUUCACAAAGUGAGAGCAAAUGUUUAGUCACAGUCAAAGCCAAAUACAACAUGUCACAAGUAGUUCUAUUUAAACUGGCCAGAUGAAAUUAUGCCCAGCUGUUCAAAGAACAAUAAAAUGUAAACAUAAAUACUGUAUAACCACAGGUGUACCUUUUUUUAAAAAAAUUGGAGCUCCAUAAGGUAUACAUUUAAAUGAAAAAUAUAUCAUAAAUAAGAAUAGCCCAUAAAUUAAAAUAGGCCAAUCUUUUUCUGAAAUAAAUGUAUUUAUAUGGGAAAAGCAUCAACAUUUUGACAACUAUAAAUGGCCUAUUAAAAUCAAAUGGCAGAUUUUCUUCUCCUCUUUAACAAAAGAAUUAAAUAUGACAAACCCUAGUAAGGGCAGCAUUUACAUGUAUAAAGACAGAACAAAAUAAAGUGCUCAGUUUAAGAAAAUUGUUUGUAAACAUCAUUUUGAGAUUACCUGUCUGUCUUUCUUUUCUUCUUAACAGUCUCAACCAGUUGCACGAGACUAUGAACUCGUUAAACAUUUCCCCCUCUUCUUUCUUUUUUACUUUGAUAAACAGUUAGUGCUGUCUUAAGGUCGACAUUAGAGGACAGACAAGUGUGUCCUUCUUCGUUUGAAGAUUUUGUGUGAGAAACACCAACCUGUCAACAACAGCAUCUAUAUAUUCGUAAUAUCUAUAUAUGCGAUAUGGUCUAAUUCCAUAUCUCAUUUAAAAAUAUAUCGAUAUAUUUCUUAUAUCGAUAUAUCGCCCAGUCAUACCUCUUGGGAGUUACAAAAGCAAGUGAAAUCAUCAGCAAGACUAUUUCUGCAAGGUUACUUUGAUCAUUGAAACCAAAUCACACAAAGGCAGAAAAAGACAAAACAGCACCCUGAAGAAAAAGCCAAUUAAUAUGCUUCAGUGGUUUACAUUUGUUGAGCGAAAUAUUUGACUGUUAACUCACAGCAGUCUGCUUUUUUGUUAGAAUAAGAAGGAGCGAGAACAAUCGGGUAUUUUUAAAGGCAUUAUUAGUCAACUAUAUAAGGUGGUGAUGCUUGACAUCAGUGAAGAUGAAGCAGUCAUUAAUCAAUAUCAAGAAACAAGGUAUAAAUGUAGUUGCAGACAGCCACCUUCAAUUAAGUGGAAAACUUAUUACAGAAAUAUAUUUAUCAUCAUCAAUAUUGUAUUUCAUCAACUGACAAGAAAUGACUUUUAAGUUUGAAAUCAAACUUUCCUCCUAUAAUCAGCCCCCUACAUAUGUAUUUCCCCUGUAAUUAAAAUGUAUUAUCUCUAGUGUGUGUAUAUAAACAGGAUAUACAGUGGAAACAGUAUGAAAAACCCCUACACAUUUCUAGAUCACAGCAACAUUUCUUUUCCUGUGUGAGCGAGAACACCCGCCCCCCAGUUGUGUUAAACAUAUUGCCACUGGGUGCUGUCCAGUAUCACACUGUGCCGAUUGGCCGAUGCAACCUACAAUGCCUUACAAUUGGCCCAUUAUCUGCCUCAUGGCCCUCCCUCACACAGCUUUGGAACAGCAUGUGUAAGAGAGGACAUAAACACAGAGGAAGGAGGUGUAAGGUUUGGGAUAUGUAUUUUUGGCCUAUUAUCACAAGUUUCCUUUGUGUAAUUUUUGUAUUAGUGUAUAUGUGUUCACAAAUCUGUGAGUUUAGGCGAAAGCGGCAGCUGUGCUAACAAUUGGCUCUGGACUAUGUUUAGGUUUGGGGGAGAUAACUCUGUGCCAAGUCAAACAAGAGGGACACGACUGCACUUGUGUGUUCUUGCACUGUGAAUUUUUAUUUUUUAUACAGCUAUGGUGCUUUUUUGAUUUGAAAAGAGGCACAAAAUCCUUUUUUGAUAGACCUUAAAUCAGAAUUAUAAAAUGUCACACAGAAAUCAUUGACCUACAGAAAAGCCUUACCCUGACAGAGAUAAUUCCAUAUCUCAUCACAUUUAAGGCUUUAUUCUGUUGAUUUUAUUAAUUAUUCUUCAUUCUGGCUAUCUUCACAAGCACCUCUUAGGGCUCAAAAAUACAUAAGAUCUAGAGCCAAAUUUACUUAACGUUGUUCAUAAAGAGAAAGUGCUUCUUAUUCAACAACAGUAUAUAAUCAAUAAUAAAACAACGAAAAAAUCAAAUUGUUCCAGGUUUGCACCAUAAAUGCAAACCUGGAACCGUUUUGCAAAACAGUUUCCUACCCUGGUCUUUGUGAAAAAUGUCCCAAUUUAAAUAUGCAUGAUGGGAAAUUGAUAAUGAAUUAAUUAUUUGUAAUUUUAGGCAGGGGCAGAAUGAGCCAACACUGGCUUUCACAGGCACGACACGAAGUACUGGGAGUGCAACUAACUACUAUUUUUAAGGUCGACUUGUCCUUGAGUGUUGAAAUGAUAAACUGACAAACAGCAUGAAGAACUGCUCAAUCACUCAGGCCUAACAGCUUGGAAAUCCUCGUUAGCUUGGCUUUUAAAUAUGGUGGUAAUGUUAAGACUAAUUAUUUUUAGUUUUAUGUGUAGGAUGGUUACUAUUUCAAUAUCUAUGUAAUUAUUUUGUAAUUGUCCAACAAAGCUUCUCGCCAGGUGUGCUCACUCAUUAUCUUUUGUGGUACCAUUAUACACACCUCACUCCUCUGCAAUUUUACAGUAGAAAACAAUGUAAGGAAUAGACAGCAUGAAAACACAUGCCAUGACUAAGAUGUUUGAUACAAAAUUUGCCAUCAAUUUUUGUUGACGACAUCUGUGAAGUUCAUGUGCACACAUAAAUUAAUCUAUAGUUCUGAUUUUGUUUAAUUAUACCUACUUAAAUGACUGACAUUAAAGUAUCACACAGAGUAUAUCAGCAGUCAUGAGCUGAAGCUUUGAUGAGAUAAGAUGCCGCAUUUAAUACCAUUUCUCUUGGUAAGUAAAUAUAUUGAAUGUACUUUGUUUUGGACUGAUGUGAUUGGAAAAAUAACUUAAUAAAUACCUUUGAGGUUUUGAAACGUCCUAUGAAUGUCCUAAUGGUAAAUGAUUUUAUGUAAGCGACACCUUAAUUGUCAUUACAAUCAUGUUAUUUAAGAUAAGAUUUUAAGGAGGAUUGAUUGUCCUCUGGUCCUGCUGAGGAAGCUGACAUGAUCUCUAACCUUAAGCUUUUGUAUAGUAACAUUGUAUUGAGUGCAGUCGGUUCAUUGUGUACAUAAAACCUUCUAUGAGAUUGAUCUUCAUCCCAUGCUCCCCCCUUAUCCUCCUCCUCAUCGCUCACUCUGCUGCAAUCCACCUUCUUUGUUUCUGCUGUUUUUCAGCUCUUGCCCUCUCAUUUUUCCUCCUGUGACUUCAAUCUGUUUUCUGACAACAUGUACCUUAAUUCAUCUCUUUUGUUUCUUUCCUCCCGGUCAAACCUAUUUUAUCUCCUUUCGCUCAGUUCAUCCUCUCUCCUCUGCUUAUCUUUAACUCUUGGUGAGAUCCCUCAUGCAGGCAGCACCUGUCUCCCCUUAUAGCAGAUUAGAUUUCUAUUUUCUCCUCUAUCUGUUCCCUUUCCUGUGUAGUGGCAUCCACAUUGUUCUGCAGCAUGCUGUCAGUCUCUAUAAAUCAAAUUUUCCGUCUGUGUGUGCCUGCAUCUGUACGAGCUGUAGGGUAAGAGUGCAUCUGUUGGGCUGGGUGCAUUUCUUGUAAUGCAUUUUAUCUGUUGCUGCAUGCUUGGUUGCUGCUGUGUUUAUUUGCAUUGUGUAUUUGAUUUGAAACCUGUAUCCACAGUUUUCCUGUGCAGUUGUUUUUGCAUGUGACUGCUUGUGUGAGUUAACAUUAAUUUCUCUGCGAACAAGCUUCUAUCACUGUAAUUAUGUGUGAUUGUGAGUGUGUGUGUGUGUGUGUUUGUGAUAGCUCCAGGUUUAGCUGGCUGGCUGUCAGUCUUGAUAAGGCCAGCGGUUGGGGGGUGGGGGGGUUAGUCGGUGCUGCGGCUCGCCUGGCCUCCACUUGGUGGAUCUGCUGAGAAAGAGCUGAACCAUUAGACACGCUGCAGUGACUACUGAGAGACGGAGAGAUUGGGUAGGAGGGGAGAGGAGUGUGGGGAGGGGGUGGAGAUGGAAAAAAGAGUUGGAGAGAUGCGGGAACGAAGAGCUUUUUUUUGGGGGGGGGGGGGAGCGUUGAUGGAGUGUGGAUCAGAUUGAAAGAGAAAUUUAGGAAAGAUAGAUGAUGAAAAAGCAAGCUGGGCUGAUGGAAAGCAGGAGGUAAGGAGAUAGAGAAGACAGAGAGAGGGAGGUAGAAGGCAGGCAGGGGGGAGGUGAGGGAGUGAGAGUAGAGAAAAGAUGUGGAGUGAUAAAAUGAAGACAGAGUGUCACUGUUAGAGUCCAAACUCACACAUUAAUAGUGUGACUCUCUGCCUUGUUUGCACCCGUUUAACCCUGAGCUUUGUAUCGAAAUAAACGAAAUGUAAGGCAGCCAAAUCGCUUUCCUUGCCUCACUUCCUAUGUACUCCACUUUUCCCUCAUGAGCAGCAUUAAAUAAUCUGCCCAUCAUGAUUUGUUUCUUCCUUCUAUUCUUUCACUCUGUGCAGCUACAGAGGCGCUCCGGUAUUGUCUUUCCACUCUGUCGUCUCCUCUCUCCAUCCUUAUUUAGAAGCACUGUGUUUCAUGUGUUCUUUAUCUCCUGGGGAACAUUAGUUUCUUGUGUGAAAGAAGUGGUUGCCAUCGGCUCUGUCGACACAAUAAAUGUGUCUGAAGCGUCUCACAUUACUGGCUCCGGGUUGUCAGUUUGGAUUUAGAAUGAGAACUCAACCUCGACCAGCACCUUGUCUUUGUUACACAGGUAACUGGCACUGCUGGUAUUGAAUCCUUUCAGACAUGGACCUUACAGAAAUGUGUAGAGUAAUAAUAAAUAUAGAGCUGCGGAUGUAAUUUAGGGACUGCAGGUAUUCGGCCAAUAAAACAGGCAUUAUUUGUUGGUUUUAAUUUAGUUGUUGUGGCAGGACACCUCCCACCUAUGAACAGCAAGUGGCUAACACGUUUUUCAGUGUGAAUAAAGUAUUUAACACUCCCUCACAAAGCUCUUAAGUCCCUCAACAUUUAUUUGUAGUUCAGUACAAUAGCUUUUUUAAGACAGACUAUAAAAACCCCCCCACAUAGUCUUGGCGAAGUCAAUAUUUAUUUUAUGCAGCAACCUACAAUGGUUGGAGUAAUUUAACACAAGGAAUAAAGAAGCACAGCGGAUGCAGAAGAAAGAAAAAAAAGUUCAUGUAGAGAGGCUGGCAAGAAAGGUAGAGGAGUAAAAAAACAAAGACCUGACCUAAACCAAAGAGAGCAGCCAGAAAUCCCCCUUAAGUUAUUUAAGUAGCUAACAAAAAACACACUUAUGUAACCAAGAUACUUAUUUUAAUCUUUACUGAAGAUUAUUUCAGCAACACUUAAACAAAGUGCUUAACAUCUACUGAAUGUCAGACUAAUAAUCAACCUACGCAUCGUACAGGUAUGAGGUAGUGUUGGCUUUCUCCUCGAGGAAUAAAAUCUUAAUGACCUUCCAAGUGUUUAUGUGACAAACACAUUUUCAAAGUCUGAAACCUCAGACUUCACGUACAUGUUCUCAAUGUCCGAACCUCGAGUUUAUUCAGAGCGGCUGUCACUGCCUCCUAAAGUUCAAAAGGUGACUGCAAGUCAAGUUUUGCAAGCUAAUUUCCUGUUUCCACUCUUGCUACAGAUAAUGAUUUGAAACUUCCCCUCUUGUCAAAGUCUACUGCAUUGUAAAAACUGGCAUUAAAGUGCACAUGUAGAGAUAAUACAUAUACAGCAUAUAGAUAAAGUAUUUUGAUAUAUGUGUAUAUAUGAAGGGUUUGUGACAUGUAAUGUUGUGAUGAAGUGAGCAUGGUCUCUCGGACAGUAACAAUUAAUUAGUGAACUGCAGUUUUGAGGCCAAAGGUCAGCUGUUACCGUAUUGUUUUUAUUGGACCCAUAGGCGACUGUAUUUGAAUUGGUACUAAUAUAUAGCAAUGCCUGUAUAAAGGAAUAUGAAGGACAACACGUUGUUGUAGUAGCAACCCAAAGUAGCCACACCUUGACAGAUUAUUUUACUCUGAAUGGACUAUUAAUUAGAGAAAGAAUUGAAGGAAAUUCGGGACUACUGAUUGUAACCAAAACUGUUGAAUAUUUGUUUACAAAGCUAGUAAAUCAAGUAAGGAAAAGGCUGAUCUAUCCUAUAUCUCCAUACACUCAGAUUCUUACUCGCAACCAGUGUGGGCUGUUAAAAGACGGCUAAUUUAAGGCAAGUUCAGACAUGCCACUCUGAUUAAGAAUACUCCUCAAUUUAAGACAAGUGACAGUGACCAGUGAGGGGGUUGGUGAACGUCUCUGUGAAUCGGUUGCAGGUGGUGCAUCAGUCAGUACUUCACAACUGUCACUACUAAUGUAGGCUGAGCUCCGCUACUGGACUCUAUUUAGGAGAAACUGGUGCUGGGAGUGAGAGAAACACAGCUGCACAGAAACUGCACAUUGAUGAAUGCAAUAGGGGUCUUUAUGCAGCAAGGUAGUUUAAACCUUUUAUUUUUUGGGAGAUCUCAAGAAUAGACUGUGUCUUAUAAACUGGAACCAUUUAAAUUCUGGAUUCUAUGUUUUCUUUUUUUAAAUACCCAGAAGUGUGUGAUUACAUGUUUUGUGUUACACUAGAUUAGCUUGAGCAUUUUCUGCCUGUUUGAGGAAUAACUGAGUCAGGUCUCCUUCCUCUGUGACUCCUCUAUCUGUCACCAUCAUUGAGUGAACACAUGUAGAGUCACAGUGAGUAGUGGUGUUGGUGGCAUUUGCCUGCAGCUCUCACAAAGAAAGCUGUCACAAAACAUGCCAAAUGCAAUUUCCUUUUGAGCCGUACACAGAGUUACCUCCUAGAGUCUUUCUUAGGCGUUAUCCCCAUCAGAUUCCUAUGCUCUGUGACUCAGUCAUGAACACAGCAACUACAGAGUAGUGCCUGCAAAAUUCAGCAGGAUUUAUUUAUCAAAGAAAUAUCCCCUCUUCAAAGGGAUCGUGAAUUCUUUUGCAGAGACCUGCUCCACUGUCUAAAUAAAGCAGAGAAUAAGGAGGAGCUUGUUGCUGAUGUUCCUUUGAAGAGGAAAUUUAACAUUUCUUAAGCUAAAUCUGUUUAAUUUUGUGUUUAUGAAAAACAGCAGCCGACAGACUGGCUGAGGAGAAUGGUGGGGGUGAUCACAUAUGACAGGGUCGUGAGUCACCCUCCUAACAGUGUGGAAAACAACAGUUUGUCUGACCCUCUGCCUGUUUUUUGGACUCGAACCACUCGCCCACCGGCCGUCUGUGACAUUUACCAAUAGUGAGGAUGUGACGUAACCCUCAUUGCCUUUCAACUAGGUUAGAGCCUGGCAGUUGGGGUGGGGGUGUCUGAGGCUGAUUAUAUCACUGUGGUUAUCAAGUGGCCAAGUGGAGAAAGAGUAACCGUAACAUCAGAGCAGCAGGAAUAGAAAGAGCCUGAGCAGGUGUGAAAGUGAUCGCCAGACAGAAGCAAAGAGAAGAAAAGUUGAAGAGAGAAAGUGAUAAGAUGCCCCACCUGUCAUAUCUUCAUAUCAAAAGUACAAUUAUAUAUCAAAGGAGUCAAAAGAGGAAGAGAUACUGCCCAUGCCAAGUCACACAUAACAUUUUUUUAGGUUGCUGACGGCUUCAUUAUUUGUCUUUUGGCAGUAAUCGGCAUCAUUUAUCAUUAUACAGAAGUAAUGAGACGACAUCUGACUAUGUGUUAUUUCAAAACAGUGUUCUCAGGUGUUCUGUGUGGAAUUAUAAACCUGAAUUUGUUUUGGAAACAGCCACAAAAUGCGCAGAUGAAGAGAAAAUAUUGCGAAUACGACAGAAACUUUUUUUUGGACCUGUUUAAUAACACAAGUAUUUAAAGGAAAGUGCUUCAGGUGAUACUUAAACAAUCAGGUGAAAGUAAUGAAAUUUUAGGACCAAGUUAAUUCUGACCUAUUUUACUGAAUUGACCAUUUCUAUGUCACGGGUUUGUCUAUAAAAGUUGGUUUGACAACAGCAAGUGAGCUUUAGGGUGAUAUUGAUAUUUUCAGUCAAACAUCAGUAUCAGCAAAUAUCUGCUCUGUUGACAGUCAUCAGAACGUCAACAAAAAAUGUGUCAUGUACCAAUUUCAGCUGGCGAUGUUAAACUGAAUCCUGUUUCCUCCCUUUAUCUAUUACAUCAGUUUCAAGCUGUAAAGCUAUUAUGCCUUGCUGUCGUUUCAAAGACGUAAUGCAGAAAACCCAAGUAUUGGCUAAACAGCUCAUUUUAACAUCGAUAUCAGCCCCAAUCUUCACAAUCUCUAACAUCCAAUAAUGUGACUGCUGAUUCUUGAAAACACCUCAGUAUGACCAACAUGGUGAAGCUUGUUGAUGGUGUGUGUCAUUCAUUAUUGUGUGGACUCAUCACUGCAUCACCAUAUCAGCCUUACAUUCUUGGACAAUACCGGGAAUUUACUUUUUAAAUCAGUAUCUACCAAUAUUGAAGUUUCCUUCGGAGAUAAAUAAAGUUCUUCUAAUCUUAUCUUUCCAGUAUUAUGCCAAUGAUACUGCGCAUUAUACCUCAGAGUAACUGUAAGGCCAGGUUUAUAUGACAAGUGCAAGUUUUGAUCUUCAUGCCCUUCUCCUACAUACCUGUCCUAUAACAAGGUUUUCAAACUGUUCUGUACUAUGACGUCUGAAUGAGCUCUCACACAUUUUGAUGUCAUAACUGAUUUGUGUUUUCAUAAAGGUACAAAAUAGACUGUUUGAAAAGCAAAACCACAGAUUAAGUUUGGGUUUCCCAUUGUUUAUUUAAAACAUGCUCUGAUUUAUGUUUCAACACGUCCUUGCCCUUUUUAUAAUUAAGUUUAUGAGCUUUGAUAAUAGUUUCCCUUGGAGCAGAAAGAACAAGUUUUUCCUCUCUUGCUACAGCCUUGUAAUUGCAUAACUCUUCUUUCUUCUUCCCCUCCCUGUCGUCUUUCAGGAAACAAAAGAUGAAUUUUGGCCGGCGUUGGCUCCUCCCCAUUCCUGCCUUCUCUCUCACACACACUCUCUCCCCUGAACUGACUCUUUUUUUGCUCUCCUGCUCCUAUAAAUGCUGCAUUUGGUGUGCGCAACGUGUUUUUUUUUGGUGACAGAGACAGAGGGGGAGACGGAAAGACAGAGAGAUUAGCUGUUACAGAAAGUGAGAAAGGGGAGGGGUGGGAGGGAGCUAGAGACGGAACAGUGAGUGUGGGAGGGAGGGGUAAGGCAGAGAUAGAGAGAGAGAGAGAGAGAGCAGGCGGAAGGGGACGGAAGGGAAGGGAGGGGAGAGAGAGAGAGAGAAAGAGGGGGAGCACAUGUGUAUGCUUGUCACUGAGGGGCUGGGAGAAGGACUAAGGGAAGCGAGGUAGCUGGCCACAGCCGCCAUAUGCUGACUGGAUUCCUGUUCAUGUCUGCUGUGUGAAGACUGCAGGUUUGUGCUGCGCGCUGGCCGGCUGGGGAAAGCACCAUGGGAAGCUCACAUCUCCUCAACAAAGGCAUGCCUCUAGGUAAACAACUAGCACUCUGCUUUCAUGUGUGUGUGUGUAUGUGUGUGUGUGUGCGCCAAUAUUUAUGUACUCAGAGUACAUUAUUCCUCCUUCCUCCUCCCCCCUCCCCCUGCUCUCUCACUUUCUUCCUCUCCUUUUUUCCGUCUCCUCCUCCUCCUCUUAAUUCUCUCCCACUCUAUUAUCUUUUUCAUCGCUCAGCCUCUCUCGCGCCACACAAGAAUGGUUAGCCUUUUCUCUAGCUCCCUCAGUGCAUGUGUGUAAGAAGUGUGUGUGUGUGAGUGUGUGUGUGUGAAGAGGUAUAUCUCUGCUAUUGAAGGCUGCUUGAACACCUCCAUUUGUGGCGACAGAAAUAGAUCGCUCCCUCUCCUUUGAGGGGCCAGCAAGGACAUGACACAUAUUUUUCUUUCAUUCUGCUUCUUUAUUGAACCUUCACGCACACACAAAUCACACACACACACACACACACACACACACACACACACACACACACACACACACACACACACAGAUUAGGCAAUAAACUGACACACAUACUCAAGCCUGCACACAGCCGGAUUCACACACAGGUGACAGAUGCAUCUCAUGAUAGCAGCUGGGAAAGAAUCUUCUAGAAAAUGGGAUCCAGGUAGGGUGGCGAGGGAAUAAGAAGGUGGGGUGUGGGUGGGGGGAGUAGGUGGAGGUUUGGGUGUGGAACAGGAGGAGGAGAAAGAAGAGGAGGUGGAGGAGGGUGUGAGGAUGAAUGAUGAGCCACCCCUCAGAUGAAUCACUGUAUCUGUGGUCACCUAUUCUCUGGAUUUGUGGGGCAAUCUCCCCCCCAAAAAAAAGAAACCACAGAUUGUAAUCUGUGAUGUCAUCAACCCGCUGCAGGACUCGGCUCUUGAUGACAUCAAAGAUUAAAAACUGAAGUGGCGAUCUUUCCUUUCUCUUCCCAUCCUUGCUUCUGAUGGAUCUCUGUGGUCGUCGCUAACUAUGCCCCGAGAGCUCGAGAGUCCAAGGUCACAGGAAUAAUGGCCGUGAGUUAUGAUUCAGGGGGGGGGGUCUCCUUUUUAAGAUGCUCGUGCACCAGUCAAUGAUCGUGAAACUGAUCCGGUCAUUGGAUCUGUUUCAGCACAUGUAGGGGAUCAUUGAACCUUUGGGGUAGUGAAAGCAGGCUGUGUCUCUUCCUGAUUGAUGGAUGUUUGAUUGAUGUUGUAGAAGCGGGGGUCCUGUGAUCCCUGAGCGCUGACUCUAAUCUGAUUACAAAGGUGUCACCGGCACAUGUCAGUUACCCCCCAAAUCUCUGUGAUUCCCUGUGCAAAAGCCGACAUUAUCAUCUUUUUGUUCAGUCUAGCUUCUACCUGGUAAAUUCACGUGUGUUUGAAUCCGGAGAACAACUUCAUGAGCCGUUUUAAAUGUGAAGUAUGACGUGAUUCUUCUGAACAGCUCCAGGCAGUUUCCCACCAGGAGCCUUCACGCAGACACUUUUUAUUAUGUCAAAGGACAAAACUGAGCAGACUGCUCAUGUUAUGACACGCCGCCGACUUAGAGGAAACCCCAACCUGGUGUCACAUAGAGGAAAUGUUGGCUUUCUAGUCAUAAAAAAAGACAGGCAGACUAAAUGAAUUAGUGAUUUGAUACGAAUGGUUACUGUCCUCUUGUCUUAACAGUUUUUUUUUUCAGCUCCCCUUUUGCAGAAAAAUUGAUGACUCAGUGUUGUUGAUCCAUCAAAUAUUGAUCAUCAGCUGUUUGACAAUCAGUUGGUAGACUGAGCAAUGUGCAAGCAAAAAUGUUGUCCAGCUAGCUUCAGCUUCUUCAAAGUAGGAUUUUUGCUUUCAUUGGUCAUUUAUGGUGCUAAAUGAAAAGUCAUUGAGGCUUAAAAUGCAGACUCGACUGAGAUUCAUUACACAGACAUUAAUGACUAAUUAUUCAGGACUAUGCAGUCGUUUCAAACAAGGGGCUAAUUUCACUCAACUAGUCUGUAACACUAAGCCUGUACAAGGUUGCUGUUUGUGGUUACUUUGUGUCUUGUUUCCUUUAAUUUGGUCAACAUCUCUAUCACUCAUCUCCUCCUGUGUUUCAGUCUCCUUAGUUUUUCUUCCUCUUGGUUUCUUUCCUCUGCCGCUGACUGGUCAGCCAUUUACCAUGAAUCUAAAGUUUUUUGCUUUCUGAAUCAUUUCAAGGCAAUGUGAAAAAUAUUCCCCAUGAUGUGAAUCAGUGCUAUCUGAAACAAAUGGGAUCUGAUUGUUGCUUGCGUCACUUGUGCUAUUAAAAAAAGAUUAUAGUUAGGGGGUUUUUGUCCAAUCAGAAUCAAACAUUAAACACAGCCUGGUGACUCAUACGACAGCCGGUAUUAACGCUUGUUGAAUCACUGAUCAAAUGAUAUCAAAAAUUUACAUGCAUUCCCUUUUUCAUUGAGUUAAAAAUUAAAUUAGCUCAAUUAUUACAGAUAAGGGUUUGAAUCCAAAUUUGAUUCAAGCAAGAAACUUCAGAGAUUGGGCUGCAAGUUGCAUUUGGGUAUUGAUUGACGUGUCUUCUAUUUUAAGUAAGCUCUCUCAUUCAGCAGCUCCUUAUCCACACAUGAGCCGUGUGAUACCCUACAAAUGGCCGUCAUAGUUGGAGAUUUUGCUGUUAUGGGUUUGCCAAAGUUUAGAGGUAUAAGGAGGUUCAGUAAGUGGGGUUAGCAUGUAGCUUGAGACAAUGAUGGUUUACUUCUAUAAUACUUAUUAUUUUCUUUCCGCUAUUUAAAAACAUCUUUUGAAUUUUGCAAAGACAGGCUCGAAAAGGUGGUUUGAGAAGCACGACAGUCUAGACUGGUGGCUUAAUAAUCAUCAUGUAUCAUCAUGUUGAGACUAGAUUACAGGUCUACAACAUAUCAUACCAAAAUAACUAUUAGUAUCUACGCUACAAUUUAGAUUGGAUCAUUAUAAGAAGUAUCAAUUAUGUGAUUUGUCUGCACAGCCAGGUGGCUCUUGGCUGGAACUCAGAGUUAGAGAUUGACAAGCUUUGAUACACAAAUUUAUACACAGUGUCUCCACUUAAAAGCUUAAAGAGCUGAAUUUUAGAUGAUCAUAAGUAGAUUUGGUCAUUUCAAAUAGACUGGUUACAGAAAGUGGAUCUACUGUGAUUUAAAUAAUCUCAUCCAGGCAUGAUAAAUGCUCACAUGAGUAACUAUUUAAACUCAAUUACAUAGUCAAAUAGUCCUUCUGUUGAAUAAGAGGCUUUUCAUUAUCAUGGGAAAGUCCGCCUAUUCAUGAGAGCUAGUUUGGGAACUCUCACACUGCACUGUAAUAGGUUAUAAUUCAUUUAUUAAAUACAUGUACUCCAAACUGAGCCCAAUCCAUCUGAACCUCCACAAUGAUCGUGACUCGUUUUUUUCUGUUAACCUAAUUAUGAAGUUAUAAAGUUACAUCCUGCACUCAAAUGAAGUAUUUCCUGUAAUGCAAGUUUUACUGUAGCCUGUAUUUCUAAAGCUUUUAGAUUUGGAGCAGACUAUAAAUCAACAAUGCUAACAGUGAAACCCAGCAGCAUGAAUAUUUACAAUAUGGGGGCAAAGAGCUUUUUCCUCUUUUAAGGUUGUAAAAUUUGAAUCGCUCCCAAGCCAGGUCAAACAUGCUUCAACUUUCACCACUAAAAAUUGCAGCCGAAUAAAUAAUUGGCAUAUACAUUUCAAUAUUCAUCACUGGGUUUUCUUUUGCCACGGCAGGCUUCAUGUUCAGCCUCUGGAGUCUCUGAUGCAGUGCAGGGGAGUGUGUGUAAUUCCACCCUAAAGCUUUAUUGAUCUUAGCCUAUGCAGCAGUUUCCAUAAAGCUUUAAAGCUAUUCACUGUUUAUCUCACAAAAAGGAAAAUGUGCAACUACUUUGAAAAAUUUGACUACUGAGAUGAUAAGAAGACAAUUAACUGUACAAAUGUACAAGUAAUAUUUCAAAGUCUGACUGUAGUCUGAAUUAAGUGGCUGUAACUCAUCUGCUGUCAAACAUUGUUGACUGUUAUGCUGCUGGUGUUGAUGCAAUGGGAACAAAAAGCUGACAAACCUGAACUGGUUUGCUGACGCUGUACCUGCAAAUCAAGACCUUGUAAAUCAGUGUGUCUGUGUGUGUGAAAUGUUUCAGAGUAUGUGUGGUCGAUGUGUCAGAAUCCUUGCAAGGUUAUCAUUUCUGUGUGUAUGCACUUAAUAGUAUCAUUUGUCAAAGCAUAUUAUAUUUGUCAGUCUGUAUGGAUUGGUGCGUUGAGUAUGCACCUGUGUUGGUGUACAUGUGGGUGGGGCAGAGUGUGUAUGUGUGUGUUUCUGAGAGGAAAUAUCAAGAAGGGAGGACUGCUGGAGUACAAUAUGUCUGUCGUCUCCUCCUUCCUCUUUCAGAAAUAAGGUGUAGGUAGACAGAGAGGAGAGAAUAAAAAAAACAAAAAACAGCAGAAACAUCAGCUGCCUGAACACUGAGUACCUGCAUAUUUAGGCGUUUUAAGCAAAAACAUAAGAACCUGAGCUUUUUUUUUGUAGUGAACAGGUUCAAGCGGAAAAUAAGAAAUGGCAAGCGAGAUAAGGAGAGCCUGAAGAAAUGAGAGACGGAGAUCUGAAAACGAGGCAGCGAGUGAUGAAGGGACAGUGAGAUCAACAGUGAGUGGCUGGGAGACGGGGAUAUAGGGGCUUUUUAACCACGCGGUGUUGCUGCAUGCCACCAGAGCCAGCAGCAUCAUAAAUCACCCCGUCUGUGCACAAUGGACGCAGGCGGGUGACUGAUCACAGGUGCAGACGGCGACACUCUCUUCUCUUCUCUCCUGAACAAUAAGAAACACAAACACCGGAGCCUAAAUGUGUCAUCUUGCAGCAGUUCGCUUUUCAGAUCAGUUGAAAAAGGACCUAAAAUAGAUUUAAUUCAGGAUGUCUAAGCUUAUUGCUGGAGUAAAAAAAAACAUGAAGACAUUUUUUUCCAUCAGCUAGUUGUGUGGGAUUAUUUGGCAACAGCUAAAAAUGUUUUCUAGAGCUGUUUGAGAAAUGUGGUUUGAGUCUAUUAAAAGAGAGGGAUUGCUUUGCCUCUAAUACAUCUGAGAGCACAGAUUUUUGGACUGUGAAAGUGAAAUUUUAUGCAUGUCUUUGUCGACUUCAUCUUCUGACCAAUAACGCAGAAAGCUUUAGACACUUGAAUAAGAUCAAAGAAGAGAAGCAAAUGCUCCUGUGUUUGAAUCCUAAACUAGCAAAACUUGUAAUUUUUCUGGAUGAGUGACACAAAAUUGUUACAACUGAAUUUGAAGUAAAUUGAGUGAUUACGUAAUUUUAUCUCAGUACAUCACUGAUGAAUCAGCAUUUUAUAUGAAUCUCAUAAUCCAUAAAUAUCAGAAUAUUUAAGGCUCAGAGUGAUGUCUGCAGACACUUCUCUAAAACAGAACAGCUUCAAUAUGGAAAUUCUGAUGCAAAAUAGCGAACUGUUUCAAAAAUAAUUGCAGAUAUUUUCUAUGUAAUUUGGUAAAUGUUUAUUUUUUACAAAUGUUUAGAAUCUGAAUACCAACUAUACCAACUAUGACCCAUAAAGACAUUUUCCACAGCCUGUCCAAGGUAGAAAUAAUGCAGUUACUUUAACCCCUAUUGUAUAAACAGGAGGAAUACAACAGGUGGAGGCAUUGUUUCUUUCAUUUUAAUCCUGCAGCUCAGACAGUAACACUACAACACAGGGUUUUGUGACAUGAGUAAUAUCUUUAUGGCUGCAUCUAUUAAGGAAUAUCUAUUAAUACUGUUGCACUGGAAAUAAAAGUGUUUGUAUUAAGACAGCAAAUUGCUGAGUGCCUUUAGUGUCGACCACACAAAAUUGAUUCCAUCCUGAAUAAACCCAGUCUUAACUCAUGUUGUCAGAUUGCUCUUUGUUGAGGCUGGCAGACUUCUCUUUUUCCUGCAUAUUUAAACAUAAAAAAACUACCAUGAGAAAUUGCUGAUCUUGACAUCAUGUCCUUUGACUGACAGUCUGAAAACAAUGUCGCAUUCCUUUGAGACAAACCCCAGCUGUUCUAUUUAGCUGUCCACUGACAGCUGGAUACAGGCAGGCUGCAGGGCUUUCCCUGACUCAUGGUUAUGAAAGUCAAACAGCUGGAGAAAGAUACUUGUUAUAUCUUAAAAUGUUAGUUAAAAUUUUAUAAUUUUCAAUUAGAUGGCAUGGAUAUGUUUUUUUGAGCAUGAUUCUUGGGCUUAUAUUCAAAACCAGAGAUGUGACAGAAAAUGAUACCAUACCAUAUAGUAUGGUACGGUACUGCCUGGAACGAUACGAUGCGAUACGAUGUGAUAUGAUGCAAUACGAUAUGUUACGAUGCAAUAUGAUACGAUGCAAUACGAUACGAUACUAUGCAAUAUGAUAUGAUACAAUGCAAUACAAUACGUUAUGAUGCAAUAUGAUACGAUACGAUGCAACACGAUACCAUACGAUGCAAUACGAUAUGAUGCAAUAUGAUACGAUAUGAUGCAAUACGAUUUGAUAUGAUACAUGAUAUGAUACAGUGCGAUACGAUGCAAUAUGAUAUGAUACAGUGCAAUAUGAUAUGAUACGAUGCAAUAUGGUACGAUAUGAAGCUUAAUGAUAGGAUAUGGUAAAAGUAUAAUCGGGUUCAAUACGGUUAAGGAUAACUAAAGAUACAGUGUAGUCCAUUAUGAUACAGUAUGAUUGAGUAUAAUGUGGUAUGUUAUCAUGCAGUGUGGUUUGGUUCAUAACAGUAGGGUAUGGUGCAACAAAGUGCAAAGUGAUAUAAUUUAUAGUCCUUGGGAAACUUGUCCAUGCUGCAACAAUUUAACUGCCUCCACCGUGGUAUGAAUUAUCCUACUGAGGAGGCAGUGGUGUUGUUACUAUGCAGAUGUUAAGGCCUCAUUUUUCUUCCUUUCUUUUUAAAAUUUUUUGAUAAUUUGCAAAUCACUGAUUUUGCAUCGCCUCAAAGUGUUUACCAAACACAACAGUAAAUCUGAAUUAAAGCUUAGCUACAGAGAAACCCUGGAUAAAUGGUAAGGAGCGAACUGGAGCUGUGGUCCCCUUUGGCUGUCGAGAGGCCUGUUUGCACUGUGAAGGCUCCCAGCAGUCACCCCACCCCAGGGCUACUGGGGGGUUGAGAGAGAGAGAGAGAAAAAGGGGAUGAGUGUGUACUGGAGCUUUGAAUAUAAUGAGAAAAGAAGGGUAGAGAUAGAAGAGAUAGAUUGGGUUACACAGUAGAGACUGAGCAGAGUGGAAGGAAAGUCUGAGCAAUUAUUCAAUAUAAUGAAGAAUUUAAUGAGGCUUUAAUGUAACUAGAGAGAGAAAUGCAUUAAAUAGAAGAAGAUGAAACAGAUAUUAACUACUUGAGUUUUUUGGAUUUCUCAAAGAGCGGGAGUAAAUUCAUGUUUUAAGUGUUUGUACUGAGGCCUGAGUGUGUCUGUGUGUGGGAGUGGGAGAGACAGACAGAAUGAACGGGUGUUUUAUCAUAUCGUACUACUCAGCAGUCAGAAGGGCUAGUCCUCUCAAGGUCACGCUCAGUGCUGGAAUGAAUGCUAUUUCCUUUUUAACUCUGUGACUGAAUGUGAGCUGGAGAAAUGUCUGGAAUCUCUGCUACUUUCCAGAAACAGCACUCUGCCACUGAACUGAUCAAAUUGACCCCAAUUCAUUAUUUUGUAAGCGAACAUCACCUCUGAUUCACAAUUUUUCAAGGGUUUGCUGCUCAAAUGAAAUCUUCAAAAGGAGGACUCUGUAGGCUAAAUAACCUACUACAGGCAAUUGUGCUGCUCGUGAUUAAAUCUGAGUUACAAUGAAGGCUGUGUUGAAGCCUGAAAGUACUUUUUGCACUUGUUCAAUUCCAAUUUCUCAGCUAUGCACCAUUGAUUUUGUAUUGAUGUUAAAGUGCAAUGGCCUUCAGGCAAAUCCUAUUAUGGAAAGCUAAUGUUUUACCAGCUCACUUAAAGCAUUGUGAGCAGGAUUUCAGUUUCACGUUAUUGGUCUUACUGCUCCACUACAUCAGAUUAGGUUUCAUGCUGAAAUCUGACAACUUGACUUGAAGAAAUCGAAUGGUGGAUUGUUCGACAUUAUGAGCUUCAACACAGCUUGUAAUGUAUUUCAUCAGGGGAUGUUGAAUGGCUGUACAAGUGUCUUCAUCUUUGUGUAAUAAGGUUCAAAUGAAAUCAAUUGUAAAUUACUACGAGAUGCAGUAAAGGUGUGGUGAUUUUUCUAACACACAACUUACAUACAAGCUUUAAACAAGGCAACAUAUUUGUGUGCAUUUUGAUAUAUGCAUUUUGAUAAGUGGUUGGAAAUACAAGGAGGAUAUUGAUUCAUUUCGAGCGACACAAUAGGAUAGAUUUAAUUUAAUUGGAUUCAAUUGACUUGAAAUUGAAGCAUUUAGUCAGUAUUUUAAUGUGUGACAAAUAACUAUACUGGAUAUUGCAGUUACAGUUAGUGGUUAUUUGAGUUAUCUGUUCACAGGGCAGGGUUCUUGUCAUUUAUGUCCCUCCCUGUGCAUGGUUCACGCAGUAAAGUAACUGUUUCUUUUACCGGUAUGAACUUCAUUUACAGUCUUAUUUCCAUUCCAGACCAGUAUGAUGAGAGGUUAACAGUUACAUUUCCCCGUGUUGAGUAUGAUGGCCACUUUUUCAGCUUUUUAAAGUAAUGUUACAUUUGUUUUCACCAAUUCAUACAAUGCAUUGUUUUAAGGAGUGUGGGCGACUUGGUUUGUUGAAUUUUUGCUCGAAAGAUUGGAUUAUUUAACAUAAACCAAGAUUUUCAACCACAGUGUAUGGUCGAAUAUUUUCACAGAUAAAUCUGGAUGAUAGCUUUCGCCCUCCCUGAGUCUGAGUAGAAACCUCAGUGAUGCUUGAGACUUUUUCUGAGGCUGCUGGCUCUGCUGUAUCUGUAGAACUAGAGCCUGGCUUUUGAUAUUUGUACCAUGUCGCUUUGAUAGGUGAGCAGAAAGACUAAUCAUGAUGUUAUUGUGUUUAACUUCACCCUAACAAAAUCUGCAAACAGCCACUCAUGGAUCCAGGAUGCCUGCUAUUUUGACAAAUGCAAAAAUGUGCCUACACUAAAGACUUGGUACCAGCUGGCUUGAUAAUCUCUUGUAUGUUUUACCCCUCUCUAGUAUUAGCUAUUACUGCGCUGCUGGUGCAUGCCAAGAAUCAAAUUAAAGAAUGUCUUGGAUUUACUGUUUAGAUUUCAUUACAAGUACAGAAAUACAUCCACUUAAAUACAACUAUGACCAGGGAGAGUACUGAAGUUUGGAGUAUAGUUGUUGUAUUCUUACUUGAAGUGCACACAGUGUUGUGCUUCAUGGUUACAGUGGCAAAGCAGGGGGGUUUACUCUCCCACGCUCUGCUGCUGCUGCUGCAUGAUACAUGAGAAAGAAUUAUUUGCAUGCUUGUUCAAAAUAGCUCGCUGGUAUGUAUGACUUUUUUUUUUUAAUACUAAUGAAAAUAGUAUUUAAAACCACUCUGAAAAUGUUCACUUUUUUAAGGGGUAACUGAGCUUGUGUCUUUUCUCCAGAUACAGAUUAUGUCAACUGUUUAUGUCAUACCCUUUUCCAGAACACUGCAGCACACUGGAAAAUGAUCCAGAGAUGCAUGCAAGCUCUAAAUGCAUUAUUUCCUUAUGCAUGCACACUCACCCCUGAGCCUGUUUAAAAUAAAUCACCACAUCAGAGAGCCUGAGCGCAGUCUUUCAGAAUGGAGUCAACUUUCUUUUCCAGUAAAGAAACAGGAAGAUCACCCUGCUAUAACCGUCCAGUGAGGUUUAUUGCAUAUCUGUAUUCUCUGCAGUUACUCACACCUGGCAGAUGUCCAGUACGACACAGUCCUCACCUCCUGGUCAGUGGGCUAGUGAAGCAAAGUUGCUCAAAGUCCAACGGCUAAAAGCAACCACAGAGUCAGCCGAGUGUGGCUGUGGCAUUAUGUCAGUGUAUUUCUGUGCCAUGAUGAUGUUUACUAUUCGAACACUUGCGCUAAAUGUCAGACAUUCAGUAUCAGAAGCAAACCUCUCAGACUCAGUGCUAAUAACAAAGAAGAAAUCAACUGGUUUAAUAAAAAAGUAAACUGAAAACAUACCUUUUUAGUCUUAACUAAAUAUUACAUCAUUAACUUUAAGUGUUUUAGCAUUUAUCUAUUCUCGUUUUAGUCACAGGAUCGUCUUUUAUUGAGCUACUUUGGUGCUCUUAUUUUAGUACCUUUUACUGUUGUUUUUAUUUUAAUUUAUUUAUUAUUUCUUAAAUUUCAUCUAUGUUUCUUUGUUUUUAGAUUUUAACCUAAACCUCCAGUGUUUCCUUAUCCUGAGUUUUAUAAUGACGUUUCCUCACUGGGCACAUUCCUGUUUCCACAAAAUCAAGCCCUUUUUAAGUUUAUGCAUUUUAAUAUUGUUUCUGUUGCAAUUAAAUCUUGGGGUGGGUAUGAGGGGUUGGGCUGGGGUAGAUUUGGGUAUUCUUUUAAUCUUGGGUUGGGGUAGAUUUGGGUUGUAUGAAAAGUGCUAUAAAAAUAAAGACUAAUUGAUUGAAUGAAUAAGCGGAGUCGGAUAUGUAUCCCAGAACGUAGACUUUAUUUUACCAUAUAAGGACAAAUACCCAACAACGAUACCAGAGCUUGUAAAUUAGAUCACCCCAGUGAGUUUUAAAGAAGAGAUUAAUUUAAAGUACCCUCAUUUUGAUUUGAUUGAACUAUUUAAAUAUUAUUUAUCUGAUGGUAAACACCAAUAACUUCCAAACUAACAAAGAGUUUGUCGCUGCUUAACAUCCUCGCAUUGAUUUGAUUUUCAGGAACAUUUCGUAUUCAUAAUUAUUGUAACCUUGAUGAGGUAAAGAGGUGGUAAUUUAGCUGCUUUAUAAUGAUGUAAACUUGUGCAACCUGACAGCAGUCUCAAAUUUUGGAGAUUUCAGUCCUGUCUGUGCAUGUCUGAGUUGUACAGAAUAGUUUUUCAGAGCUGUAUUUUCAGAGAAAUGACCCGGUUGGUUGCUAUGAUGUUAGCCUGCACAUCCCAGACAGAAAGCUUCAGGAGUGAGUGAUGGAUAGUCAGCAUCAGCAGAAACUGGAAUCACUCUGCGCUUAGUUUAUCUACAGGGUUUCAGAGGGCUGUCAAAACUCAACAUGUCAUACAGACCCAAUUACAUACAGUGAAUCUACAUCUGUCUGUCUCUCAGAUGUCUUGAAGCUCGGUCAGUACGGCUGUCAAAGAUUAACCCUUCAGCUGCUAAAAGGAGAAAAAAAACAGGAAUAGAGGAGACUGCAAAUGGAGGAAAGAGUCAAUGGAAACUAAAAUAGCAGGAACCGAAACAUACACUGCUCUUUCAUUAGCCCAAAAAGGAUCAGUCGUGGGGUGCUGUGACAUAUCUGCCUUGUUAAAUGCCACUUAUCUUUCUGUAAGGCCUGGCAGCACUCUUAAGGUAAUGGUAUAAUCUAAAGAGGUGAUUCAAUAAGACGUCCUAGAGAAUGGUUAAAGGGAGGGCUCGCACCCUCUGUGGAAGCCUUAUUUCAGUCAAUCUGGGAACUCACCAUCUUAAACUGUCUCGUGCAUUUACUCAUCUGCUAGAGUCAGUAAAGACAAUAUUUGAUUGUUUUAGAGUGACUGUAUAAUAAAGUCAAUUUGCAUUUAUUUAAUACUUCACCUUGAAUUUGGGAUGAACAACAAAUCAAAGAAAGUGUGAUCAUCUUUAGGGACUGUGCGUUAAAUGCAAGUGUGUAUAAUUCAGUCCUGUUAUCACUCAUAUGUGCACACGAACGAUUAUACUAUUCAAUCACCAUGGCAUUUUUUCUUUCAUCAUUGGGGCUCUGCUCAGGAGGACCCUUUCCCUUUUUUUCCCUUGACAUGGCUCUCAAGGGUCACUAGUCCAUGGAGGAGAGCUCUUACAUUCACCAUGAAUACAUGAGAACCUAAUCUUUGUAAAUUUAACAGGGAAAAAUACAAAAGGGUACUUUUCUGGUUACCAUUAUGUUUCAGUACCUCCUGAUAUUUAAAUCUACAGUUGUAUUUUAAGCAUUUGAAGACAACUAUGUUUUUAACUAUUUGAUACAAGCUUUUUUAAGUACCUUCCUCAUAUAUAUUUCUCAUAACUGCAAAUUUAAAGAGUCAGCAGAUUCUCAAUAAUGCAUCUGAAACAAUAUUUUGUUUUUCUUAUACUGAGAAAAACAUUUGCAAAAACAACCCCCACCCCCCCAAACUGGAAUUCACUCUCUCCCAGAAAGACAGCUGAGAAUUUUUGAUUCUCCUCCUUGUUUUCUCUCACAGUUGUCAUAACAACUGCAUCUGUGCAGAGCUAAAAUAUUAUGGGAUGCUGCCUCAGGAACAGCAGCAUAUUUUAAGUUCUAGGUUUUACAAAUACUGAGACUUAAAGAUCUGACCCACAAUGUGCACGCCCGUGGGUCUGAAAUUAUGCAGCAGAGAAAAGCUGCUCUUUUUUUUCCUCGAGAGGGUUUCAAGCUUUUUGGAAGGACAAUGUUGUGUAGGUGUUUGAUCACAAUGUUCAAUUAUUCUGAUUAUUCAUUCUGUCUGACACUUUUUUCUGAUGUUUUGUGUGUUUGUAUAGGCAUCAGGCCACCCAUCAUGAACGGCCCUAUGCAUCCGCGCCCCCUGGUGGCGCUGCUGGACGGGCGUGACUGCACUGUGGAGAUGCCCAUCCUGAAAGAUGUAGCAACUGUAGCUUUCUGUGACGCUCAGUCCACACAGGAGAUCCACGAGAAGGUAACACACUUCAACGAAAGAUCAUUAAAUGUGGACUAACUAUGAGUGAGAACACGUCGCAGCCGGAAAACAUUUUCAUCUUCUUGAUUCAACUGACAUCAGCUUGAGGCUUUUCAGCAAAGCUUCACUUUUACUGGCAAUGAUUGAUGAUGGUCUAAAUAUAAACACCACAGUGCUAGAUGCAUGAAACUCCCUGGGAGGGAAAAUGAGCAUGAUUUGUAUUCCAAAGAGCAGCAACACCAGUUUGAAAGAAAUAAAAAACCCAACAGCUGUACGUUUUACAAGAGUGGCAGUGCUCAUCAGAGCUGAAUAGAAGACGAAAAAAAUAAAAAAAAAACAGAAACUUCAAAUCCAAGAGGGAGACAAAAAUAGCACCAUAAUGACUGACUUUUACAGCCAAAACAGCAAAAAUUCCACUUCUCAAAUGAGCUGUUAUGCAUCCAAAUAAUAAUGUCUGCUAUUAGCAUCAUAUAUUAUAGUUUUCCAUGGUGCAGACGACACUCAGAGCUUUUCUUUAGUGGUUGCUUUUAUUUUUCCCUCUUUGCUUUAUUGACCAACGAGAAGUUGAAACCAAUCCAAAGUCAAGUAAGGGUCCAAACAUAGUUGAUGAAACAGAGUUUAUACUAAAGGAAUUGAGGCCACUGUGUUUAAGAACAGUGAGGCUGUAGGUGUAAUAAACAAAAAAAGGCACCAUUAGAGCCUUUGAGCAUUUUUGCUGCAAUAUGUCAGUCAUAAGUCUCAUGGUUUUGUUCGGGAGCUUAAAUCAGAAAUCUGGACUCAGAUCAGAAAGAGGUCUGACUUUGCAUUUCAAAGCACUACUAAUCAAAAUGCAUGUCCGUGCAUCUCAGUAGCAGAGCGUUUUUCUAACAUUCUCAAAGAAAAGUUUUUGAAAGCCUGACUUGACAAAAAAAUAAUGACUGUUUUUACAAAAAGUCCAGUUCAUACCUGUGGGGGGUGGUCAGAAUAGAUCACAGUCUAUCUGUGAUCCGUUCCAGUACUGGGGCUGAGGGUUGGAAAGGCAGUUCUUCAGCUUCCAAAGGUAACAAUGAUUGAGAUUUAAUUGCUGUUUAUUUUGGCCAUUUAGUUGAUAUGACUAUGCAGUGGCAGUGGCUGUUACCAUCUCAACGGACAAUUUAAUGUAUUUUUUCAUUCACUGAUGUUGCAUUUGUGCAGUAUUAGCACUGAUUCUGACGCUUUCUCAUAUAACACACUAUUGGCUCUGCAUAAAGGACUUAAAUACUAGCUGCAAAAAAAAGGACUCUAUGAAAAUCAAAUCAAAUGAAUGAACCCUGAAACAAAGAGAGAAGAUCAGCAGGAAACACAAAAAAAGAGGUGAAGACAAUGAAAGGAGAGUGCAGAGAGCACACUUUCAAUGUGGGUCAGAUCUUGCCACAGUCACUAUGGAGUGUAAAUGGGUUUGUAUGUCUGGCAGGGUUACGUCUGGUUCUGGGUGUCUGCCAGGCACACUCUCUCUGAGAGCACGCUCAGUAGGCCACAGCGUGGGAGAAACAGAUGGCUCUCCCUCGCUCACUAUCUCUCCCUGGCUGUCUAGUGAGCAGCCACCUCAUUGUGUAAUUAAAAGGGCUUCUUUAUUGUAAUUGAACAGCAUGUCAUUUUUAUCCUCUCUCAAACACAUAUCGACAAGCCUGGCGAUGUACAUUUAACUGUGAGCCAAUCAAAGGGUGACGAAAAACGAUUUUACCACUGACAUACUACAUUACAAUUUGAUACAGGAGACAAAUGCUCUGCCUUUGAUUCAUCAUAUUUCAUUUUCAGCUCAAACAAGACAAAACAAUGUCAUCCAGAUCAGCAAGCAAGAAACCAAUAAGAUUGCUGCUGAUCUGAGGCAUCUUUGUGACACGAGGAGACACCUUAUCUUGAUCCCUGUGGUUAUGAAGGAUUAGUUUCCAUGGUAAUAUUUAUGAAAAGCAGUGAGUCUGUGUUAUUAAAAGAACAGAAUAUGAGUCUGCUAUAAACAGCAGAUCCUAAAAAAAAAACUCUAGAGUUUGUGGAAACACUGUGAGCUCAGUGAACUCUCACACAUUGAUUUGUGUAAAGUUGCACUUGACUUGUGCUCACCCCGACAAAAACCCUGCAGACAGCUUGACCUUAAAAUUUAGUCUCAAACUUUAGCGAGUUGUGCAGCAGACAGAAAGAGUUUAAUGAAGAAACUAGUGCGAGUACUGCGCCACGAAAUAAAUGAAGAAUAAUUAGACUAGAAAUAAAUCAAUGCAUGUGCAAUUUCAUUUCUAAACGAGGGGGCACAAAGUUAAAACAAAGCCCACAAGGAUUUCUCAUACGCACUAAAGCGUACAAGGCAAAGGGUGAGAAUCACAGGGUAACUUAACUUACAGUCCCGGGAAUAUUACAACACAGGGAUUCCCAGAGGCCAGUUUGAUUAGGAGUAUGUGUGAUUUUGAUUGGUACGCUCUAUCAUUUAAUCAAGAGUCUGUGUCUCCUUUUUUUCAGGUGCUGAAUGAAGCAGUAGGAGCUCUGAUGUACCACACCAUCACUCUGAUGAGAGAAGACCUGGAAAAGUUUAAAGCACUGCGUAUCAUCGUCCGCAUCGGCAGCGGCUACGACAACAUCGACAUCAAAUCUGCAGGAGAACUCGGUGAGAGCACACAACACUCACACACACUGUACAGACACAGUCAGUUAAGUGUGUGCACUCGUGGUCAAACAAGUAUCAGUAUCAGAUGAUGUUAUGCCAAUAUUGUAUAGUUGCCUUUUUCUGCAUUUGACAAAAAACUACAAUGUAACAUUACUAACAAAACGAACAAACUUUUAAACCUGAGUGAAUAUUUAAAUUAAGAGGAGAUAGUUUUUGGCUCAGUGAAAUUUUACCAUAAGGGACUUUUGGAUUUCUGCUCAGUAAUCUGAAAUGAUCAAAAAAGAAACAAAUACAAGGUCAAUAUUUUUGAUAGCAAAAAAAAUAAUAAUGUGGAAAUCCAUCAUCGAAUGCACAUAAAAAUCUAAUAAAGGUGGAAUCUUAGCAACAUGCAUUAGAUCAUCUUUUAAUGAAUUGAUAGAAAAAGAAAAUGCUUUGAGUUAUGCUGAAGAUUCCAAAUUACGGCAGAUAUUUUGGGUGGCAGAAGAAAUAAUAAAUGGCAUCACUCUACACAUCAUGAUAGCCUUUGUAUUAAAAAACUGGACAGUGACUAAUUUAGAAUGGACUUGCCAUCAUCUAGGAUGAGAAAAUGUGUUUUUAUUUAGUUAGGACAACAGUGAUAUUGGGUUUGUGAGGACCAAUGCCAAUAAUGUCAAAAGGUCGUUAAUUUGUUCCAUUAAUCAGCCGGCCUAUGAACUGGUCUGUCUCCUGUGUGCACUGUUCUGAUAAGGACUUCAUUAAAUUAAUUUCCGGAUUCAGUGAGUCUUUAUUAAGUCUACAAAAUGUCUGGAAAGUGGUUAUUAAAAACACUCAUAAAUGCACUUUGCUGGUGUGAAAUAAUCUACCAGAUCCAAAAGUUAUUUUCUCAGAUUGCUUUUUUAAUCCAGACAACUGUCCAAAAACAAGAUUCUUCAUUUACCACCAAAAUUUACAGAAAAAACAACAAAUUCUUAUUUUUGAGCGGAUAGAACUGGCAAAUGUUAAUCAUAUGUCCAUGAAAAAUGACUGAUACUAUGGGACAAUUAUCAGAAAAGCAGAUGUACUAUAUUUUAAGAACCUCAACACCAUCAUUCAUAGUUCUAUUGCUGGUGGUGCCUUAUUCUUUCUUUGCUUUUGCCUUUGGUGAUGAGUUAUCUCAGAGUCCACUGACUAUUCUUUAACAACAUUACAGCCUCUGGCUACAACUGCCAGUCAUUCAGGUGUAGCCAGCAAUUAUCCAUAUAGGCCUCAGAGGCUUCUGUUUUCAUGCUAUCGUCAUUGUUUGCGGUCCAAAGGGUCACUUAAGGCUUGAGAAUGGAGUGUUACAAAUAGUAUGACCCAAGUGUCAGUCUUUCCAAAAUUACUUUUCUGCUGCCAAUAGGUAUUAUCCUGUUUGCAAAGAAGUCAGUUACAUUUAUAUUCAAAAACUGCAGGCACUAUAGUUUCUCAUUUAAACACAAAUCCAUCCUGUAACAGGCAGACCUUAACUAACAUCCCCUAUCUCCAUCCACCAACAGGCUCUGCAAUUUAAAAGUUUCCAGCCGGGUUUUAUAGAGGAAACUGCUUACACACAAAUUCAUUCUUCAGUCCUUUAAAAAAAAAAAAAAAAAAAAAAAAACUUUCACCAAACUUCAUCUUGCUCCCAACUUCCCCCCUCAAAAAAAAAAGCUAUUACUAAUCCUUAUCUGCUCUCUGGUCCAACAGGCAUAGCUGUGUGUAAUAUGCCAGCAGCCUCAGUGGAGGAGACGGCAGACUCCACACUGUGUCAUAUCCUCACCUUGUACCGGCGAACCACCUGGUUGCAUCAGGUUUGUAAGACUGUGAGAUUCAUUAAAGGACUCCAAUUAAUUGCAUGUAAAUGAAUCCAAUCCCAGAGAGGCGCAUUUAGUUCUGGCAGUUUCAGUUUUGAUGGUUACUAAUAUUGUCUUUUGAGAAGUCAGACAAAUUGAAACAUGUCAUUUUCUUUAGAAUGUCGCUGUAUUUGAAAGACGUUGAUGUAAGAUGUAGAAGGUACAGUAAAAUGAUUUGUUCUUCAAAUCAGACAUUUAAAGACAUGAUUUAGACUCUGAGUUUAUAUUCAUGAUCACCUUAUUUUUAAGAUUUAAACUGAAGACUGCAUCUAGUGCAGGCUUCAUGGAAUACACCUGGUUUGACUUGGACCGCUUAUUUUUCGGUGUGUGUGAUACGUGUGCGACUCAAUGAGUAUUUGUUAUUCCUGUCAGGCUCUCCGGGAGGGCACACGGGUUCAGAGCGUGGAGCAGAUCCGAGAGGUGGCAUCAGGAGCCGCAAGGAUCAGAGGAGAGACACUGGGACUUAUUGGCCUCGGUAAGCAACAACAUGCAUUUCACCUAAUGCUUCAAUUGAGACCUAACUCACGGAGAGUCUACAGUUGUGCUAGCUGUAAUCGCAAUUUAUCAAUCUAUCCCCAAAGACCAGAUGCUAAACCAAAAACAAGGGUUGAAACAUUUUUUUCUCAGAAACAAAUGUCGACCAACUGGUAAAGCCAGCUAACACAGUGAUUGAGAAGCUAAUGGUUUAUUUCUCUGACGCAUGCUUCUGUUUAACUCGUCUAUUUUACACAAAUUCCUAUCUUAGCUGUUUUAUAUUAGGCAAAUACAAUGGACCCUCAUUUUGGCUUCUAUUUUUGAAGGAGCUGUGAGAGUUUUUGUAACUUUUCUUUGAUGAAAAUUCAGUUUUACAUUCAAAAUGAAACACUUACUGUUCCCCUGCAUUUUUGUGAUUUAUUGUAAAACUACCUUUAUAUGUGUAAACUAAACCCCCCCAAAAAAAGUGUUAAUCAGCCAUUUAAAUAGAUGUGCUUUUGUCACUUAAGCUGAAAUUGCAGACACCAGCCAGUAGAUAGUUGCACCUCUGAUAUUUGAUGAUAUUUUAUAAAGACAACUGAUGGUAUUUGAAUGAAAAAGGUUCUAAAUAUUAAUAAAUGAAGUAGGAGUUGCACAAGCUGACAGCAGAGCUCUGAAACCAACAAUGAAGUAAGUGUUUCGAACAAAUGAUGUUAAGUCAUCCAAUAGUCUAAAUCAGUUAUUUUAGUCUGGACACUAUCCAAAGACACUACAGACCAAGACUGUCGCACACAGAUUUCUUGUUUUGGAUGAAAAUUUCUAUCUCCUUCUUUUUAUUUUAUCUGCUACAUGUUGACCAGACUGGCUUGUUGCUGAUUUCUCUGUUGCACAGGAAUGGAGCUGAAGUUUUUAAUCAAAGGAUUUGGCAAUUUUCAUUUUCAUUUUGUAAAGUUGUCCUUAGCUCAGCUAAAUUGGCUUCCUAAGGAGUUACUGCCAAUAACAUAUAAGAGGAUUAACAGGAAGCUGAAUGUAAGUCUCCUCCCUGUACAGUCUGUAAGCUUUUCAGUAAUAAUGAGCAGAUGUGUGGAGACAGAGAAUUAUGUCAUUUCUACAGGGAAAAAGUAUGAGAAAAUUAAUGUUAGCAGUAGAAGCACUAAAAUGUUGACUUCUGUUUUUUGGGUUGCAAAUGCAUGAGCAUUCCUGGGUGUCCAUUUUGUCUUAAUAUCCCUGUUUGUUCAAUAAUGUGUGCUCUGCUCCAUGCCUGUGUGUAUUCAUGUGUUUCUAGGUCGAGUUGGCCAGGCUGUCGCUCUGCGAGCCAAGGCCUUUGGUUUUAAUGUGAUCUUCUAUGACCCAUAUUUGGCUGACGGCGUAGAGAGAUCCCUGGGACUACAAAGGGUCACCACACUACAGGUAUGACACACAGACACACAUAUCUGAGUAUGUGUGGGGCCAUAUUUUGAUGUAUGAGCAAACCUUUAAAGGUUUCAAACGUCAGUGUUUGGAUGUUGGAAGAUGAAAACACAUUUUAGUAUAUCAGACAAAGCUUCCUCUCUUUACAGCCUGACAUCCAACUUGCAGAGUGCUAAAAGGAAUGACAGCCAAUCGAAUUUUAAUGCUUUUCUUUCAUUUUUACUGAUUUUGGUUUUAGCCCAGAUGGUACAAUAAUGGUAGAGUUUGUAUAACACGACCAUAAUGCAACUUAUGGUGGAAUUAUUGUCCUCCAUGUUACUCAGUCCAGGCCUUUCUUUUGCACCUGAUAGCCACUGAUUUCAGGCGCACUGCUGCAAGUUUUUACUUAACUGCUCUGCGUUUAACAUCACUAUAAGCAAAGUAUGUUCGUCAUGACAGCAAUACACAUUACUGCUGCUGAAAAUACCCUUUUGAAUAAAACAUGAAAUUUAAACCAGUUUCGAAUAAAUCAAAUGUCUUCUGCUUUACUUUGCUGACUUAACGCUGCUUUUCCCACAUCUUCUAUGAUAAAUAUGGAUGCCAUUGUUUGUGCUCACUAACAGGGAACAUAAAUGCAAUUGUCAGAAUUGUAAAACAGCUUGUAUCUGUAAUAUGGGGGCAUGUUUCUAGCAGUUAUGGGCUGACAAAAAUGCAGUUAUGUGAUGAGAUAGUUAUGAUUAUCAGCUUUUAUGGCUGCUCUGAAAUGUGAUCUGGUUUUGUGGGCAAUUUCACUUAAUUAUAAUUCUACUUUAUUUUAAACUGACUGUAAUAAAGACCCUGAUGUAGGAAAGCAGUCUUUUGAAGGGUAAACAUUUCCCCUGCAAUCCUCCACAGGACCUGCUCUUCCACUCCGACUGUGUCUCUCUGCACUGCAGCCUCAACGAACAUAACCACCACCUGAUCAACGACUUCACCAUCAAACAGGUGAGGGCAGCAGCACAGAUACACCGCUGACAGGACUCAGACACACACCUGAAUGAUUUAUUUACCCAAACAUGGACUUGUUUGGACCUGCAUCCUAUAGUCAUAAAUAUUUAAGAAGCAGAUACCUGUAAGCCCACUGCCUACAUACAGAUGAAUGAGGUUCUCUGACCUGGCCUCUGUUUAUGACAACUGACGCAUUCAGGGAAUAUCAGUUUGUCUCCAGUGCUCUGCCUGGAUGUCAGAUUUCCUCCUAAAAUAGAAAGCCUUUAGUCUUUAUGUAUUUCAGAUAAAGUUUCUGCUUUCAAGUUUGUUGCUUCCUAAAACAAGGUGCCAAUCAAUUGAAGACUAUAAGCUGAUGAAGGAAAAUGACCACAUUUCAUGUCAAGAUGAAAAUAUAUUCACUUAAAAUUUUCUUAGAGCUGAAUUCAGUUGAUCUAAAAUGAAGUUUAUACACAGGUUUUUCUCAGGAAAUCUGAAAAGUUUGAUACUUUUUGUCCGUCAAGAUUUAACAUGUGUAAACCAAAAUGUUUCGAGCACUGUUUUAUUUUUGAUAAUAACAGCCUACAGCUCGAAAAUGUAAAAAUGCAGAUUUCAAAAUCAUGGAGUAUUUUAUUUUGAGUUUGAGUAAUUCAGCAUUUAAAUGUACAGUAUAAGUACUGCCUCAGUCUAAUUCAGCACACCGCAACCAUGGGGGAGACCGCAACAGAAAUUUCUACAGCCAAGAAAGAACUGUCGAUUCAAGAACUUGGGUGAGCCUGGGGUGGAUAAGAGCGAUGUCAGUAAAUCAAGAGCCACCAAGCACAAACAUCUUUGGGAAAAGGGCUUUAACGGUCUAUUUCCAAUACUGAUCCAGUUCAGAACCAGAGAGAACAUUGGCAGAGUCUCGCCUGAGCUUGGGAAUAAAAGAACUAGACUAAUGCUCAGUGGUCCUUCGUCCUCUUUUCAGCUGAGAGUAAAUUUUGCAUUUUGUUUGGAAAUCAAGACCCUCGAGUCUGGAGGGAGAGUGGAAAGGCACAAAAUCUGAGGAGUUUGAAGUACUGAGUGAAGCUUCAGCAGUCAGCGAGGGGUUUGGGGUGCCAUGGCGUCUGCUCAUGUUGGUACACCAAGUUUUAUCAAGUCCAAAGUUAUGCGGCCAUCUACCAGGGGAUUUCAGAGCACUUCAUGCUGCCAUCUGCCAACAAGAUGCUGAUUUCCUUUUCAAGCAAGACUUAACACUUACCCACAGGGCCAACAAAAACAACCAAAGUAAAGAAGUAAAGCAGUCCCAACCAAGUACUGAGUAUAAAAAUGAUCAUACUCUUCAGGAGUUAGACAUUCCUGUGUUGUAAAUCUCUUUUUGUACUGGCUUUAUCGAGGUAUACGUUUACAUGUCCUUCUUUGUCCUAGACUGUUAAUGUGUGCACUGUAUGUUGCAGAUGCGUCAGGGGGCAUUCCUGGUGAACACAGCCCGUGGGGGUCUGGUAGAUGAGAAGGCCCUCGCUCAGGCUCUGAAGGAGGGGAGGAUACGUGGAGCUGCUCUGGAUGUUCAUGAAUCAGAGCCUUUCAGGUAGCACACUCAUUUUAUCUAUAAGACAUCAUUUCUAAGUCAUGUCAUAAACAUUUUUCGUUAUGUGUGCACAUGAAAUUUAUCUUUUAUAGCUCAACGAAAUGUCAAUAAAGUUGGACUAACCAGUUUUGAAAUAAUGACAUACUUAUUUGGGAAUAAUAGAGUAAGUUAAAUGGGUCGCUGAUCAACAGUAUAUAUAUAUAUAUAUUUUUUCAAUUCUAAAUUCUUGAACUAAAGAGAAAAUUCAUCAGCCGUAAAUGUUUUCAUUUUGCUGUGUUGUUAAACUGAUUGUAGUCUGUUUGUUCACGCCUCAGCUUCAGUCAGGGUCCGCUGAAAGACGCUCCCAACCUAAUCUGUACCCCACACGCUGCCUGGUACAGUGAACAGGCAUCACUGGAGAUGAGAGAGGAGGCAGCCAGGGAGAUCCGACGGGCUGUCACAGGUAGUCUCUCUCACACACACACACACACACACACACACACACACACACACACACACACACACACACACACACACACACACACACACACACACACACACGUAUGCAUACAAUCAAAGAGACACAGCUGCUUUGAAGGAAAAUAUUCGAAAGAUAUUUUGCGACGCUUCUGCAUAAUGAUCUUUCCUAUUCCCGUCGCAGAGAUUACAAGGCCGGUUCCUGUUGCUUUUUAAUCUCACAACCUCCAGUCUUUUAAUUCUUUCUCCCCGUAUAAUCCCUACUUUUGUCUCUGUCCAGUACAUCAGUCUUUUUUUCUCCGGGCUUGUUCAAACUUGUGCAACUAUUGUGUCUCUUUAUUAAAUGUCUCAAUGAUGUUAAUGAAGUAAAAGAAAUCCCCAAGAGUUGCUCUACACUAGUGCUGGACGAUAAUUCGAUAACAAUAUAUAUCGAUCGAUAGACGUGUGCUGCGAUAGAAAAAAAACGGGUCGAUAAAAAGUUCGAUAGAAAAACACAGUUUCCCUUUCUUUUUCAUCAUAGCCUAUCAUGUAGCUUUUGCUACAGUCAUUACUUCCUCCCAACCAAUCACAAACGCAGACCCAGGUACGCUACGGCACCAAGCCCAGCCCCUAUCAAACCACAACAGACAGCACGUGUAUUAGAAAAAAUGAUACAGCAAGGAGAAGCGGAGGACAUUGUCAGUAGUUCACCAGCAUGGCAAUGUUUUGGUUUUUAGAAGUCUGACAAAAAGCGAACAGCGGUCGUUUGCAAAAUUUGCAGAGAAUUAGUAAAAACCAAGUCUGGUAACACAACCAACUUGUUUUACCAUCUAAACCGGUCGCACCCACAGGAGUACGAGCUGUGUCGGCCGCGUCGCGGCUCCACGUCGUCGUCGGAGGAAUCCUCUGGAACCGCUGCCAGCACCAGCACAAAGCAAGUGAAGCAGACCAAACUGGACAUCGUUUCUUACCAAAAUACGACAAAGCGUCCGAGCGGCAUAAGGACAUCACCCAUGCAGUAACAUGCUGCAUAGCGAGGGACAUACUGCCAAUAACUACCGUUGAAAAGCCUGGCUUCGACCAGCUUCUAGCCACUCUCGACCCGCGAUAUGAAGUGCCCGGCCGCAAGUAUUUCUCAAACACAGCGCUUCAGGCAUGAAAAUGGGUCAGGGGUUGAAAAGGUGAGAAGAAUGCACCCCUGCAUCCCGUCCACCCAUUAGCUUCUUAAAGUGGAAGAAAAUGAGCUCAUAUUUUACAAAGACGCGAGUAUUUGGAUCAUGGCUACUAGCAGGGGGUGCAUUCGGCAGGGGUGCAUUCUACGACACAACACCGGCGUGGAUAAGUCCUGCUUCUCGUGCUCAGUUUGCGUAUCAAGUCAAUCACAUGAUAAUUAAAAAAAAUAAAUCUCCCGACCCCGGGAGAAAUAUUUCAGUGUUCAGACACCAGGCUGUGGGCAGUUUCCCACACAGUUAAAACUGGUAGUAUGCUAUUCCCACCUGAAGCUAUUCUGUUUAUUUAUAUAUUUGUUUGUUUUGUUUAUUUUCAUCAAAAGACUAUUUAAAUAUUUAUUUAUCAGAUUUUCUGGUCACUUUAGUCUUUAUGUUUGUCAGUAUUUACUGACGUCACUCAGGCCACUUAAGUUGAUUUCUUUUUUUUUUUAGUUCUUUUUUAAAAAACUUUCAGUUGUGGUAAAAUAAAAAAGGUGGUUGAAUAAAGGUUUGAAUUUGAAUUCAGUGCUUCUGUGUUCUUUAUUAAAAGUAGGUCAUUAAGCAAUAGCAUAAAACAUCCAGGGCUGCAAUUAAAAUAUAUGUUAAAUAAUUAUAAUAAUUAUAUUGAUAAUUAUCGAUAUCGAUCAAUAUAAUUUAUUUUUUAUCGAUAUGCUUUUUUUCUAUAUCGUCCAGGCCUACUCUACACACAAAAAAUAUUCACCUGAAUACUUUUCUUUUUUCAACAAACAUUUUUUUACUAUUGGGUUGUCUUCUUUCUAGGUCGUAUCCCCGACAGUCUGAAGAACUGUGUGAAUAAGGAGUUCCUCACCCAGAACAACCACUGGGCUGGAGUCGACCCGGCUACCGUCCACUCUGAGCUCAAUGGGGCUUAUAGGUAAUCAAGAAAGCUGAUACUUUCUUUCCUAACCCCUGGAAAAAGCGAUUGAUCUGUGUUAGAGUAACAGUGUGUGAUUGAUUUGGAGAGUCAGUGCACGGGUGAAUUGUUAGAGUGGACUGUAUGUACAUCCUGAUCUUUGCCAAGUUAUGAUGAGUUAAUCAGAUUUGUGUCUAACCACUCGAUAGUUUCAACAUUGAUCAAGGUAUUUUUGAUGCAUUUGUAUUGACAAGUUAAAGACUAAUCUAUUGCUGAUCUUUUGUUUCCUGUAAACCUUUGAACUCAAGCAAUCCAUAAAUUCCCCUUUAAUACUCUAACACUGCAUUAAAUUGUUAAUACAGGUGGGCAGUUAGUCUAUUUAGUUCAGUUAGCUGGCUGUUGAAAUUGUAAUGAGUGUGUGUUUAAUACUGAAGGAAAGAUUUGUAAAUGUUAAUUUGGAUUAUUUAGUCGUGAACCUCUUUCUGCCCCCCUGUCCUCUCAGGUAUCCACCAGGUGUGGUCAACCUGCCAGCCGGCGGCCUCCCACCGCCUGUUGAAGGCAUCGUGCCCAGUGCUGUGCCCAUGGCGCACACCCUCCCGCCUGCUGUCACACAUCCUCCUCAUGCCCCGUCUCCUGGACAAAAUACUGUCAAGCCACCAGAGGGCGACAGAGAGCAGCACCCAAAUGACCAACUGUAGCCGCACACACAUACGAUUGCCCCGUGUUGUCUGGAGACUGGAGGAUCAUGGCGAUAAGUUCCCUAGUGACAGGUUGUUGUCAGACAGGUUUACAGAGUGUCAGAUGGACAGGUUGAGGUCCCAAUUAUGAUCGAUUUACAACUUUGGCAUUGGUUCCCAGCAGCCAGUUCACACUCCAAAGAGGAAGAAGAUGAUGACCAUAAAAAGGAUGAGGGUGAGAGGAUGUCUGUCUGAUUCUCAAAAAUAGAGCAAAGACAGGCGUCCAGAGAAAGACUGUUAACAUGCACACAUUAUCUUCUCGUUACAACUACAGAGCGGUCCGCUUUUCUCUGCCAGAAGUUCAAAGAUAGAUGAACUAUCUGUUGAUUUGGUAAGAAAAAAUCUGAAUCGAGUUCUGCUGUUUUAGACUGUAGUGAGUCUGAAGUUAGAGGGGCCUGUUUCAUGUCUUUCUCUCUUUUUCUGUGUCCUUUCCUUAGUUUGAUGUACAAGCAAAAGUAGUAGGUUAUGAAAUGAAUGUAACCUGUCUGUGUACAGUUUUUAGACUUACCACCAGAAGAUUCAGAUAUUUGUAUUCCAGUCUAAACAAAAACAAAGGUUAUGUGAUCUCUAUGUAGCCUAACUGGUUUGAGAAUACAAGAUUUGUUUUUUAUGUGUUUCCCCAAAUUAACAAGCCCCCAAUCCCCUAAAAAAAAGAGGCAGCUUUUUGCACACCAUCUCAGGAAAUUCAGUUUCCGCGGUUGGUAUAUUAUUUUUUACAUUUUUUUGUUUUAAUGCCACUUAGUGCUUUUGUUUUUCUACCUGCUUGCCUUUUUUGUGUCCUGCUACAUUAGAAAAAGAACUUUAACGCAAGCUAAAGUUUAUCUAAUGUCUGUUUUUGUUUGUUAUGUUUAAGGGGAAUGUGAAUUUGCUCUUGGGACUUGUGUAAAUGUUUGACCCAAAUUGAAGGGGUUUUGGAAGAAAAGGCUGUAGGGAGGUGGCGUAAUGGUAUGCUUGGCUGGAAAGGCCCUGGGUUAGUGUUGGGGUAAAUCACUUUGAAGGAGAAGGCAGGUUGUGGAUGAUGCACUGAGUUUGUAGCAGUCAACAGUUUGAGAAACUGUCUCAAAAGAGGUUAUAAAUCUUUGUCUUCUUUGUGUCUGAUGAUCCAGUACUUCCAUCUAUGAACUGUCCUGGUUAAAUAAGACAGCAUGCAAAGGGUUCAAAAUUGAUACAAAAGAUGUUUAACCAUCUGGUUAUGGAGCAAAAAGACCUGUGAGAAGAAGCUGUAUCAACAAACCAGUUUUGCCACAGUUGGGCAUUUUGCUGGAACAGCUCCUAUUUGAAGUUCGACCCUCUUGUACAGAUGUCACAGUCAGUUAAGGGCAGUUGUUGAUUAUAUGGAUUGUCAGUUUGAUCAACUUUUUGAAAAAAGGGAACAACCCAUGAUCAAACUUUGGUUUAAAAGCAUGUCAGGAUUUACUGAUUCCUUUUAUUUUAGGUCUAGUAUCCCUUUAACAUUUCACUAUGGGUCCUUCCUGGGUAUACCGUUCAGCCACCCUCUGUGGCCUCUAUGUCUAUGUGUACAUAUGGUGUUCUGCCUGCCUGUGUCAAUGUGACUUGGUCGUAUCUGUGUCUAAAAAAGCAGCACUGGGAGGAGGGGUAAGGAAGAGUUCUCUCCACAAAGCAUCAUUACAAAGACUGCCAUUAAAAUACACCACAGGAAGUACUAAGAAUACACACAAACACCAAAAACAAACCGAGCCGGUACUUGAUGCAUUUACUGGUUACAUUCCAACAAUGCAAAGAAAAUGCUGAUACUGUUAGAUCAGUUAUAAAUGAUCUGAAAAUGUUUCCAAAUUGGAAUAUUUAUCACUGAUUUCAGUUCUUGUGUUGUUGCUGUUAGCAUGCCAGCUAAGUGGCGGUGCUUUUUGGAUCCCCCUUCUACCAGCAGCUGAGUAGUAAAAACAGUUCACUGUUGCCUACCUGGUCUUCUUCACGGUGAGGUAGUAAGAGUAGCAAUCAGGGAUGGGAAUUUCACUAGCCACUGGUGAGGGUAAGCAUGAAGGCUGUGUUCACGCACGUAAGGUACUGAAAUGACUUCUAAAUCUCACUGUCAGACUAGAGCCCAAAAUCUAAACUGCAAUGCCGGGAUAUGUUGAACUUUGCUCUUACACUCUUUGCUGAUACUUCCUGAUCAACACUGUAAGCAUUCCUUAUUCAAACCGAUGGGUGCCACAAGUUCAAACAACAGACUAGCUUUUUGAGAGUCAAGGUGCUCCUUGAAAUUCCAUCCCUGGUAGUAACACACAGUCCACUGUUGCCUACCUUGGUCCCCUUUAUGGUAAAGUAGUAGGCGUAGCAAUAUACAGUAUACAUAUUCUAUAUUCUACAGUAAAUAUCAUUAUUUUUGGUCAAAACUGACAACCUGACAAAGAUAUGUUUGUGACUGUAUGCAUUUGUAUGAAUUAUUUUAAAAGGAAAUAAACUGUGGAAAGGUGACG